AUGAAAACAAUUCUAGUGCUGGCCGCCCUUGUGGCGGUACUUUACGCCAAGUCGUUCACCAUGGAGACCCGUAACACGGGAUCACUCCGCGCCCGCCUUAUCGCGGCUAACCUCUACCAGAAGUUCUUGGAGGAACAGCACUUGCUACGCGCUCAGAUCCUCGCCUCCGGCUCGCAGCCGUUCAUCGACUACGCUGACGAUUUCUACCUCGGAAACGUCACCGUCGGAACUCCCCCCCAAACCACCACUUUGGUUCUCGAUACUGGCUCAUCCAACCUUUGGGUAAUUGAUGCCGCUUGCACAACUGCCGCUUGCAACGGUCAGCCAAGCAGCGGAUACAACAAGCACAAGUUCGACACCACCAAGUCGUCCACCUUCACCAAGGAGACCCGCAAGUUCUCUAUCGAAUACGGAUCUGGAUCCUGCAGCGGAUACCUCGGCACCGACGUCGUCGGCUUCGCUGGUCUGUCGAUCCCCAAGCAGGAAUUCGGUGUCGCCACCACCCUCGCUGAAGUUUUCGGUUACCAACCAGUCGACGGAAUCCUCGGUCUCGGAUGGCCAGCUCUCGCUGUCGACAAGGUCGUUCCACCCAUGCAGAACUUGCUCAGCAGCCUUGACCAGCCCCUGUUCACCGUUUGGAUGGACAGAAAGUUGACAGUCAGCAACGGAGGUAACGCCGGUCUUAUCNUCAUCGACUACGCUGACGAUUUCUACCUCGGAAACGUCUCCGUCGGAACUCCCCCUCAAGUCACCACUCUGGUUCUCGAUACUGGCUCAUCCAACCUUUGGGUAAUUGAUGCCGCU
This is a messenger RNA of Haemonchus placei, 804 nucleotides long. Lineage: Eukaryota; Metazoa; Nematoda; Chromadorea; Rhabditida; Trichostrongylidae. The record is from the annotation of a GenBank genome assembly.